CUUCGACCAUUCCGACGGAACGAUUCUAUGGAAUAUGAGUAUCUUUCCGUUGCAAAAUGUGAAAUGCGGGCCACCGAAGCCGCGAAAGUAUCCCCAAGCUGUGGUCGGGUGCCCGAAAGGGGCUCUCGGUUACAGAUUGAAGGAACGCAACUGCAAGAUCGUCGAGUACCAAGACAGAUCCGCGUUCGAGCAGUAUGAAGCGGAGAAGAGGAGGGAUUACGAGCACAUUGUCAAGACUAUGGAUUUCGAGGAGCAGACGGACAGGAAGAUCAGCAACAAGAAAGUCUGGCAGCGUGUCCAGCAAGGAUUGGCGACCUACGAGGAAGGCGUGAACGCGCGACGGGAGAAACUGCGAGAGUUGCUGUUGGGAGAACAAAUGGGGUUAAUUCGCGAAGUGGUGGAACAGGCUCAACACGGCGACGACGAUAGAAUGGACGAGGUACGUCGAAAGAUCGCAGAGAUCCGAAGAAAACAGGAGGAGCAGCGUCUGGCUCUAGUGGCCGCGAAGAGGAAGCAGCAGCACAUAGCCCAGUGCCCAGAUUUGCGCGAGAAGAUGGCGAAGAAGUACACGGUCGAGGCGAAGGAGAUCAACCUGGCUCAAAUGGAGGACAACGUGACGAAGAAACGGGCAGAGGAAGAAAUGGAGAGGCUGUGGCACGACUUGAUGCUGAAGGAUAUCGAGGCAAAGAAGGAGCACGAAGUAGAGAUGGCGAAGAAGCGCUGCCUGGUGGACCAGGAGGUGGUGGCGACUUUGGCCACGCAGAUUGCAGGGAAGUUGGCUCUCGAGGAGCAAAAGAAACAGGUGCAGAAAGAGGACAGGGAGUACUUGGAUGAUCUAUUGCAGACCAUACGCCGGGAGGAGCUGGAGAACUUGGAGAAAGAACGGCGGAAGAGGGAGAACCUAAAGAAGGACCUGCAGGAGCAAAUACUGAUCGCCAAAAGACAGUUGGCUGAACGAGCUCGUCGCGAGGCUGAGAUAGAUAAGAUGCGGCAGACCAUCACCGACGAAGAGCUGGCGAAAGAACGGAGCAACAUCAAAGAAACCAGCGCGGCCCUGCGCAAGGAGUUGCUGGCUUAUCUGUGCUACCUGGAGGAUCUGAGGAAAGACGAGGCCAAGAGAAACAUCGAGAUUGACCUUGUGGUGGAGUCGGCGAUGAAGGAAGCCCGUGCCAAGCGCGAUCUCGGCCAGAAGAAGUUCAGAGAGGCCAAGGAGAGAGGCCUUCGGGAGUGUCUCCGAGGUCGCGAGGAACAACUAAGACAGAAAUGCGAGAAGCAGAGAGAGGAGCAGGAGCGUAUCAGGUUGGAAAAGGAAGCGAUGGAGAAGGAGAUCGAGCUGGAGGCCAAGCUGGCCGCACGUGCGAAAGAGGAAGAGAAGAAGAGAAGGCUGUGUUACAAGAAGGAACUGGAGGAGCAGUGGAGAUACGCGGACGACGCUCGUCGCCGCGAACUCGAGGAGGAGGAGAAGCGGCGCCUAGAGGAGUCGAAACGUCAGGAAGAAUACCAGAGACUCACCGAGGAGCUGCUGACGGCUUCCGAGAACAUCACCCCACAUCCGUUCAAGAUUUUGCUGAAGGAGUACGAAGCGCGUUACGCCGCGGAAAAAGCGGGUCACUGUUACUGUCCACCAUCGCUACAUGCGGAGUAGUUCAUCUAUAAUCGCGUAGAUUGCUUGCAAUGGCUAGUCAAGGUCGUAUUUACAGUAAUCCUCUUUGUAUUUCCUUUCACUUUUUAUGUCUACAUACAACGUACAACGUAUCGAGCUUUUUUUAUAGUAAGUUUUUAAUUGAGACAUUGUUGUCGAGCAGAUGUCGCUAAGUUCAAUCCUUGAAAUAUGAGUCGAUAACACAGUUUGCGCAAAUAGAAUCACACAAGAUGUUGAUGCUAUCCUGUACCCUCGUCUGCCGCUCGAUCCAUGCUGCAUCUCGGUGGAGAGGAUCAACGAUCUAUACGGUGAUCCAUAGCAGCAUUCGUACAGCGCGCACCAUCUUUUCGCGAACGGCUGAACCAUCACUCGAGUCGGUCAUUGGUAAUCUAGGUCUCUGCAUGUUUAUCGAUCCCGUAUCUACCGCGAUAUACUUUCAUUCGGUAUCACUUUUACGCGAAUGUUUUAAAAAACUAUUUCAACCAUGGUCGAAGAAACCACGUCAGCAGAAGUUUUUCCCUCUCGGUAUUUUCAACAAGCAAGGUUUUUGCGCGACGCUGUUUAAAAAAUAAUUCAGCGGGCGAAAAGUAUCGGACGAUUUUACCAACAAAACACGCGAAAACGCAUAUGCAAAUAAUCG
This is a messenger RNA of Hylaeus volcanicus, 2282 nucleotides long. RefSeq names its product calponin homology domain-containing protein DDB_G0272472-like. The record is from RefSeq and is a predicted model, not a curated record. The transcript is spliced from 2 exons. Bases 35 to 1645 code for a protein of 536 amino acids. NCBI's taxonomy places the organism in Eukaryota, Metazoa, Arthropoda, Insecta, Hymenoptera, Colletidae.